This is a messenger RNA of Scophthalmus maximus (turbot), 965 nucleotides long. RefSeq names its product deleted in primary ciliary dyskinesia homolog (mouse) (gene dpcd). The coding region runs from base 1 to 726 and encodes 241 amino acids. The transcript is spliced from 6 exons. Lineage: Eukaryota; Metazoa; Chordata; Actinopteri; Pleuronectiformes; Scophthalmidae. The record is from RefSeq and is a predicted model, not a curated record.
AUGGCUAAUUUUCCAUACAUACACAGUCAUAUGUCCUCUCCUUUGAGUUUGGUUUUGACCUCGGUUGCUAUGGUUACGGAAGUGCCCCCGCGCAGCAGACACAUCUGUGCAGACAUGGCAGUGCAGAGCUGGAUUCAGACGCUGAAAUCGUCGAGGAAAACAGCACUAAUACACGACGGAAAAAGGAAGAUUCACUACCUCUUCACAGAUGGCAAAGAAAUGGCAGAAGAGUAUGACUUGAAAACAGAUGAGCUCAUUGAAAGAAAGUGGCGAAAUAAGAGCACACUUGGAGCUCAGGGCCAAUGGCAGGUGGAGGUUGGGGAGCCUCUGGCAAACCCCGUCGCAUCCGUGGACUCCGGUGUGAUGAAGGAGCACUGCUCGAAUCCUGUGUUCAUGCGCAGAGACACAAAGAGCAGCUUUCAGUGGAGAAUCCGAAACCUUCCCUAUCCCAAAGAUGUCUUCAGCGUUUUAGUGGACCCAUCAGACAGAUGCAUCGUCAUAAAAACCUCAAACAAAAAGUAUUAUAAGAAGUUCAGUAUUCCUGAUCUAGAGCGCAGUCAGUUGCCAUUUGACUGCUCUGCCCUCAGCUUCACUCACGCCAAUAACACUUUGAUUGUCAGCUACAAGAAACCCAAAGAGAUCUUAACCCUUGAGCAGGAGCUACUGAAGGAGCUGAAGAAACUGAAGGGAACUGGAGAAGGGGACGCCGACUGCAAAACUCAGUGAAUUGUGACGGUGGGAGCGGGAGAUUAGUUCUGCGUCGCAUUUAAAGCAGAAACUAAAUUUCCAGUCACAUGUGAGCUCUCAUUUAUUUUCCUAUAGUGAGCCCCUUCCCUCAGAAGACCUUCUCUCAGUGCCUUGUUUGUGGCUUAAUGCGUCUCAUUUUGUUUCCCAACUUGUGGUCCAUUUAUGAGUUGUUAGUGUCUAAAUUUGUCCUAUUUUCAAUAAAGUAUGUUACAAGUGUU